Molecule: messenger RNA, 352 nt
Organism: Paramecium octaurelia
Lineage: Eukaryota; Ciliophora; Oligohymenophorea; Peniculida; Parameciidae
Source: the annotation of a GenBank genome assembly
GUGGGAGAAGCCAUCUAUUUUUUGAGUGACUUGCUUUGAUAAAUUUUUAAGUUGAAUAAAUAUAUAAUUGAAAUUUCAUGAGUCCGAAAAAGUAACUACAGCUUUUUGGAAGGCAACUUCAUUCUGUGGUGUAAUUUAGCGAGUAAUAUUGAAUGGGGUAAUAAUCAACAAUUGGCAUAGAUAGUAUAAUAAUUGUGAUUUGAUGGGGUAAUUAUUUAAAAGAUUUAAUACAAUUCCAAGUCUAUAAGAAGGGGCAGGGAGGGGUACAAAUGAGUUUGAUUAAUAUGAGAGUUGUGGAGAGGAGAAGGAUUUGGAGAGAGAAGGAAGAGAAAUAGUUUAAUUAUUGGGAUGA